Bombina bombina (fire-bellied toad) is the source of this 1863-nucleotide messenger RNA. RefSeq lists its product as uncharacterized. Lineage: Eukaryota; Metazoa; Chordata; Amphibia; Anura; Bombinatoridae. The record is from RefSeq and is a predicted model, not a curated record. Gene Ontology annotation, molecular function: nucleic acid binding; zinc ion binding.
AUGGUCUCACCUUUUGUUAGUAAACCUAGAGACCCUUCUGUUCCCAGAGUGUGUGCAGAGAAUUUUCUCACUCUGGAGAAAGAUGGCGAUGUGGAUGUGUUCCUGCAUAGCUUUGAAAAAGUUUGCAGACAGUUCCAGUUGCCAAGGGAGCAGUGGGCCAAGUACCUUACCCCUGGCCUGAAAGGUCCUGCACUGGAGGCUUUUGCUGAACUACCCUCAGAGUUUGAUCAGGACUAUGAUGCCAUUAAAGCUGCACUGCAAAGGAGGUAUAAUAUUACUCCUAAAGUAUACAGAAAUAAAUUCCGUUCUCUGCAGAAGGGUACAUCCAAGAGCUAUGCUGCAGUUGUUGGAAGCCUGACAACAGCUUUUAAACAGUGGACCAAGGGGAUAAAGAUUGCCACUAUAGAAGAGCUUGAAGAUUUAAUGGUGAAGAAGCAAUUUGUGCAGCUGUGCCCAGCAGAAGUCCAAGAAUGGGUUUUGGAUCGUAAACCCAAAACAUCACUAGAAGCGGGUGAGCUGGCAGAUAUUUACACAGCCAACAGGCAACCAGGGAAUGGGAGAAAAUCCUUUGUUAAGGGGGCAUCAACCUGGAAAGGAGCUGCUCCACGUCCCCCCUGUACAAAGCCUGUUGUGCAUUUGUUUAAUGUGUCUGUUCCCUCUGGGAAAGAAGGGGCGAGUGCUGCACCUGGGCAGGAGGAUACCCGCAGGUGUUUUGCUUGCAACAAAGUGGGCCACAUCAGCUCCACUUGCUCAGAGAAGAUUACAUUGAUGUCAUCAGCUGGAGGGGGUAAUACCUCAGAAGUACCAGCACCUGUUUUGUUCAUUACACGACCAGAGGAAAGCAACCAGAACUUGCAACCUGUGAUUGUCGUAGCUAAGGUAACACUGGGGCUUCGGGACACAGGUGCAGCAGUGACUCUUGUGUGUCCAGGGCUGGUGAGCUCUAAGGACAUUAUUCCUGGCAGGACUGUAGCAGUUAAAGGGAUUGGGGGAAUGCAACUUGCAGUGCCUAUGACACGUGUAUAUCUUGAUUGGGGCGGGAGAGGUUUAAGAAAUGUGGGGGUAUCUGAAAAUAUUCCUAAUUAUGUUUUACUGGGGACUGAUCUGGGUAGAUUGUUAUCUAUGUAUGUGCCUGACAAUGCUACAUAUGACCUUGUGACAUUAGCUGUAGACACUAAUGUGCAAAGGGCUGGGUGUAAAAAAGCUCAGGGACAUGCUGACCAGGAGGGAGGACAGAGUGCAAAUGUGCAAAGUGUUGUGCCUGAACUGGGGGUGUCUCCACAAGAGAGCAUGGUUGUUCGGCCUAGCUUUUCCACUGGCAGGGAUGCAAGUGAAACAGAUUUCCAGCAUCUGUGUGACUUGAAUACAUUGGAAUCUUUAGCAGAAGAAAGUGUUGUGGAUGGGACCCAAACAUUGACUACUGACCCCACUAAUAUCUUUAACAAAACGUUACGUGAUUUAGUGGAUGAUGGUGUAGAACAAGGUUUCAUUGAAAAAGCCACUAGUGAGUACCUAGUAGUUACCAAUCCUAAGAUACCAUCAUUUAAUCAUCUUCCUAAGGUACAUAAGAGCACAGAGAAUGUGGCAGGAAGGCCUAUAGUAAGUGGAAUAGGGUCAUUUUCAGAACAUCUGUCAGAGUGGCUAGACAUGAUCCUACAGCCAAUGGUACUAGAUCUCUGGAGCCAUGUAAAGGACACAAAGCACAUACUGCAGAUAGUUUCGGAUAUAGAGUGGAGUGAUAAAUUCACUUGGUUAACAGUAGAUGUUCAAUCGCUCUAUUCUUCAAUACCACACGAUAGUGGCUUACAAGCUAUAGCUUUUGUCAUGAAAAAAUAUCAUGACCUGAGGGCACGUGAAGUUUGA